Molecule: messenger RNA, 716 nt
Organism: Coregonus clupeaformis (lake whitefish)
Lineage: Eukaryota; Metazoa; Chordata; Actinopteri; Salmoniformes; Salmonidae
Product: dispanin subfamily A member 2b-like
Exons: 2
Coding region: 86-469 (127 amino acids)
Cellular component (GO): plasma membrane
Source: RefSeq, a predicted model, not a curated record
UCUUCGGCUCUCUCUUUCUCGUUUGCCCGAGAAGCUUUGUUGAUUUUUUAACACUUAGCUAAAUAAGUAGCUAUAUUCGCUUGCCAUGGAUCAACCACCAUCGUACCAGCCAGAGUUUGUCCCAAUGAAAGGAAAUAAGUACACGCGUCUUGAAGACCCUCACGGAGCGGCCAAGUUCCAACAUACCGUCGUCUUGGGACAGCCCCAGCCCGUUGUACCUCAGCCCAGGGAUCACAUUAUCUGGUCACUUUGCAGCCUCGUGUACGGCAACCCAUUCUGUCUCGGAAUGUUAGCUGUGUAUUUCUCCAUAAAGUCCAGGGAUAGGAAGAUGGUUGGAGACUUGGAAGGAGCAAGACAACAUGGGAAUACUGCACGCUGCUUUAAUACUGUGACCCUGACCCUGGUAAUCCUCGGGCUGCUCUUCCUCUUCAUCACCUAUGGUAUCAUCAUCUACCAAAUCACACACUGAGUAGUUCCAGUCUUUGCUUUUGUAAAAAGUGUUCAUUUGGAGUCUUACCAGAUGUUACACACCUCUCUAGGAGUGUGUCCUGAUACAUUUCAGCUCAUCUCUUAAACACACACACUAUGGAAGUUCCUUCAGCAGUGUGUACCAGAUCUUAUUUGCGCUUUAGUUUUGUAUUUUAAGGAUGCAAGAUGAUUCUGUUGAAGUUACAUUGAAAUGUUAUUUUCAUCAAUAAAUGAUUUUUGUUUGUAAA